GCCAAAAGUAUCGAUAUGGUAUCGUAUCGUAUCGAAAUUCGUGUCCCUAGACGUGAUUAUCGAAGUCGCGGAAAUGUGAACAACAGCGGCGGCAGUAACAGCAGCAGCAGCAGCGGCAAUGUUGGCAGCAACGUCAAUCGUGGUGUUAGCAGCAGUAGCAACAAUAACCAUAAUCACAGUGGCGUUGGUGGCAGCGUCGCCCCCAUCAGCGGUAGUAGCAGCAGCAGCAGCGGCGGCGGUAUUAAGAACAACACGUCCGCAACCAGUUUCGGUGGCGUCAUUAGCAGUGUUGAUUUGAUCUACAAGAACACUAACAACGAAUACAACAGCAACUAUUAUAAUAGCAACAUUGGCAGCAAUGUAAAUGGUAAUCACAGCGGCAGUAGCAGCAGCGGCAUUAGCGGCGUGAACAAUAGCACAAAAAUCAUACGAAGCAGAAGUGAUGACAAUCUCGAUGAAUAUGACUAUGAGGAGAUUUGAAUGAAGUAACCCUUUGUUUGUAUACUAUUUCGAAAACACGAAAACUCGAUACAAAGUAAUUUCCUUUUUGCUCUACUGCCAAAUAAUCGUUUACUAUUUUUUUCAUUUUAUACUAUUUUCUUCUUAUAAACUAGUUAUUUAUGAUACAUAUGUACAUACAUAUCCACAAGUUAACUUUGAUAGAUACGGUGGCGAGCAAGCAAAUAAAGACGCGACACUUUAACAAUUUUGGCUAUUUUGCUUUUGUUUAUUUAACUUUUUUUUUUUAAGUAUCAUAAACAUUGCAAACUUUUUAUUUAAAAUUUCAAAAAAAAAACAAACUAGGUAUGCAGUUUUGUAGUAUAAUAAAUACAUAUAAUAGUAGUUUGAAGUAACUAGGACUUUCCAUAUAUUUCGGGAAUUAUUUCUUUGGCUGGCGGUUUUGUGCAUUUUCCUCCAUAUAAAAAACAUUUCGAACAUGCUUUGUGAAAACGCCAGCAAAUAAAAACAAAAAUCUACGCUAAAUCCUAGCUACUGCAAAUUCGCACUGGACUACAAAACUGAAUAGGAAUUUU
Molecule: messenger RNA, 1034 nt
Organism: Rhagoletis pomonella (apple maggot)
Lineage: Eukaryota; Metazoa; Arthropoda; Insecta; Diptera; Tephritidae
Exons: 2
Coding region: 16-480 (154 amino acids)
Source: RefSeq, a predicted model, not a curated record